UAUGCAUUCUAUCCCCUCCAGACGUUAUGGUCAACUCGAUCGCGAUCCUACCAGGCACCGGAAAACAAGGGCAGGCAGCUAUCAAGGUGUUCCGUGAUCGCGGCUACACUGUACACACUUUGGUUCGAAAUCCAUCAUCAGACGUUUCGCAGGAAUUGCAGUCCCUUGGUGCAAUCGUGCAUAAGGGCGAUCUUACGGACAUAAAAUCUAUAGAAGCAUCCCUCAAUGGCACCGAGGCUCUCUUCUUCGCUAUUCCCGCCCAUCCACACAACGAAAUCUUAUUUGCGAAGAACAUCCUGGCAGCCGCUUCGAACUCAAAUAUACGGAGCAUUGUGUACUCGAGUGUAGCUCGCGCCGGAGAGCAUGAGAGUUUCCCUGGCUGGGAUGCGGACAGCUAUCCACUAGGAUGGUACUGGAUGAACAAGCAGACAAUAGAAGGGUUAGUGAGAACGUCCAAUUUUACUUGUUGGACCAUUCUACGCCCUGCUUUCUUCAUUCAGAACUUCUGCCGCCCUGAAGUCGAGCAUAUGUUUCCAGGCCUGGCAGAGGAGCAGCGUUUGUCUGUAGCGUAUACGCCUUCAACUCGGCUUGAUCUCAUCGAUACCCAAGAUAUCGCGAAGUUCGCGGCUGCAGCCUUCGAAGAGCCCGAAACAUUUUCGGGACAGGAAAUCCCACUCGCGAGUGAGAAACUGACUGCUACGGAGCUUGCUGAGGUUCUUGGAACGAUAAGUGGCAAGGUGAUUGACGUUCACUAUAUAAGUGACGACGAGGUACCAGAGCUUGUAGCCAAGGGAUAUCGAGCUGUUCAAGCGCAGCAAUGGCACAGUGGUGUAGGCUAUGCUGUAAAUCUACAGGACACCAAGCAAUAUGGUGUCAUACUUGCGCCAGUGCAAAAGUUGCUUGAACGUGAUGGGUUAGGGUGGUAGGCAUGAUACGGAGUAUGACGUUCAAAAAUACAUAAGAUCUUAGCCUACGUUCUCUUUCGAACGUCCACUUACCGUUCCAGGUAAUCUGUCGGAAUGUCAAAGCCAAUAUACUCCUGUUGGUAGCACAUCGGUCUUGGUGUUUGUAGUGGUGUGUCUUUCGAAGGCAAUCCAGGGGCCAGUAUAGUCUUGUGGAGUAGCUGGUUGAGUAUUGGAC
Messenger RNA from Alternaria alternata, 1140 nucleotides. RefSeq names its product NAD(P)-binding protein. The transcript has a single exon. The record is from RefSeq and is a predicted model, not a curated record. Bases 27 to 926 code for a protein of 299 amino acids. Lineage: Eukaryota; Fungi; Ascomycota; Dothideomycetes; Pleosporales; Pleosporaceae.